AUGAAGAGGAGCGGGAUGUGCUGGUGGCUCGUCACCGUCCUGGGGGUGCUGAGCGGACCCGGCGUGGGGGCCGGGAGCUGCGGACCCCGGGAGCACGGGACGCCGGGAUGCCCACCUGGAGAGGAGCCCGCCGGGGGUCCGGUGGGGACGUGUCGAGCUUGUCCCCCCGGUACCUUCUCACCGGGGGACAUAUCCUGCUCUGCUCACACCCGCUGCCGAGCCGGGAACAGGAUCCUGGUGGCACCGGGAACGGCGAUGACCGACAGCCGCUGCGGAGCCUGCCUGCCGGGGUUUUACAGCCCUGAAGGGGAGAGGGAGCCCCGGGGCCGGUGUCUGCCCUGCGCCGAUGCUCCCCGCAGCACCCCGGGGUGCCCAGGCCGGCGGCGAGCCCGCAGCCCCGAAAUACCGGGCCGGCCGUCGGGGACCAACAGGACGUGGGUGGCCCUGAUGGGUGAGGAAGAGGAGGAGGAGGAGGCGGCGGCGGCGCAGGCGGCCGUGCUGACCAUCGUCCCUGUCUUCUGCGCCAUGGGGUUGUUGGGCAUCCUGGUCUGCAACCUGCUGAAGAAGAAGGGUUACCACUGCACCGCCAGCAAGGACCCCCAGCCUGGCGGCACCGGUCCCAGCUCCAUCUACCAGCUGGAGGACGCCAACGAGGACACCAUCGGGGUGCUGGUCCGGUUGAUCACCGAGAAG
Messenger RNA from Haliaeetus leucocephalus (bald eagle), 693 nucleotides. It is a transcript of the gene RELT, whose product is annotated as RELT tumor necrosis factor receptor. Gene Ontology annotation, biological process: apoptotic process. The record is from RefSeq and is a predicted model, not a curated record. Lineage: Eukaryota; Metazoa; Chordata; Aves; Accipitriformes; Accipitridae. The annotation marks the transcript as partial. The transcript is spliced from 6 exons.